Messenger RNA from Hibiscus syriacus, 2285 nucleotides. RefSeq lists its product as uncharacterized. The record is from RefSeq and is a predicted model, not a curated record. NCBI's taxonomy places the organism in Eukaryota, Viridiplantae, Streptophyta, Magnoliopsida, Malvales, Malvaceae. The transcript is spliced from 2 exons. Bases 60 to 2285 code for a protein of 741 amino acids.
UGUUCAACGAUGUGCCGACCAAUCAAACCAAAGAGGUUACUUGCUCAAGGUGUGGGGAGAUGGUGUAUGGUUCGAGCUUUAGCUGCACGGAAUGCGAGUUUUACCUCCACAAGAAAUGUGCCGAGGCACCUCCGGAGAUUCGCCACCCUUUCCAUCGCGAUCACCCUCUUGUUCUCUUACCAAAGUCACCAUACAAGGGACGAACCUUCUGCAAUUUCUGCGGCAAAACCUGUGAGAAAUUUCUUUAUCAUUGCUCUUGUAAGUUAGACCUUCAUGUCAAAUGUGCUUUAUUGUCCUUCAACAUUGCUAAAAAGAGACUUGGAGAGCUUAAACGUGUAGCUCUCAAAGUUCCUUUGGUCUCCGCUGAAGACAAUGACAAAGAACUUGAGAGGGUCAAAUGUUUUGUGUGUAGGGAACCAUUGUUAGGAUCUAUGUACUUUUCUCCUGAUUGUGGGUUUAACCUGCAUAAGAAAUGUGUUGAACUGCCUCCUAAAAUCAAUUACCCCGUUCAUAAGAACCAUCCUCUUGUUUUACAGUUUCGUAUUCAAGGUUCGAGUUUCCCUUGCAAUCUAUGUCGUAAAAAGCAGCCUCCAUUAGCAUUAAGCUAUUCUUGUUCACCUUGUAAAUUUGCACUUCAUGUAACAUGUGCAGAGUUACCUUCUAUACUCGAUCUCCCCUGCCACCGUAAGCAUCCUCUCGUUCUAGAAUCCCAAAACAAUCCAUCUUGCAAUGCAUGCAAAGAAACCCAUCGCGGUAAAUUCGUUUAUCGUUGUUCAUCUUGCAGGUUUAACCUUCAUUUCGAGUGUGCAUCACCUCCUCUAACCAUUAAAGAAAACAUCCAUGAACACCCUUUCACUUUGUUGUGGAGACAAGUCUCGUUCAUUUGUGAUGCAUGUGGUGUUGAGGGAAAUUCUGUUUCCUAUACAUGCUCUACAUGCAGCCUUGUAGUCCAUAAACAAUGCAUUUCCCUGCCACCCAUAAUCUCAAUCCCCCGGCAUGAACACCCCAUUUUCCACAAAUAUUUCCUUCAACCUCAUGAGUUUAGGGAUUGUAAAUGCAAAAUUUGUUAUGAAGAAGUGAAAGUAGAGUAUGGGAGUUACUCUUGCUCCAUUUGUAAGUUCAUUGUCCAUGUCAACUGUGCUUUAGAGAAGAAAGGGUGGUACAAGGUGAUUGAUCCAAAGCAUCUUGGUGAUUUGACAAUGCCCAGAAGGUCUACUAAUCCCAUCAUCUGCAUUGAGAAAAACGAAGAUGGAGAAAUGACAAAAAUAAGACAUUUCAGCCAUGACCAUGAUCUGAUAUUGAAGGCCAAUCCCAUGGAGGAACAUAUUGAUGGGGCCAAUCUCAUGGAGAAAUACUGUGACGGGUGUGUCUUACCCGUCUCGAAUCCGUUUUAUCAUUGUUUGCAAUGCGAUUUCUUUCUCCACAAAACAUGUGCUAAAUCGCCUAUGGAGAAACGGCUGUGGUUUCACAUAUGUCAACAAUUUCUCAUCCUUGUUGUAGAUCAUAUUUUCAGAUGUGGUCUCUGUCAAAGCGAGUGCAACGGCUUCGCCUAUAGGUGCGAGGAGUGUGAUAUUCAUUAUUGCCUCCAUUGUGCAGCGAGGAGCUACAGGAUUAAACAUCCUGCACAUAAACACCCUCUGCACUACGAUCGUAACUACAAAGGACAGUGCCACGCAUGCGGUGUCGAAAGGCGCGGUCUCUUCGUAUGUAAGAGUUGCACCAUCAGUCUGCAUAUCCAAUGUUUAAGGCAACCACUCUCGGCUUGGCACAGAUGCGAUGAACACAAACUUAAACUUGCUUAUGAAGAGGUCAAUACAUAUUCACAAUAUCUGUAUUGUGAUAUAUGUGAACGAAAGAGAAGCUCGAGUGGUUGGUUCUAUCGCUGUUCGACCUGUGAUGUUUCUGCUCAUACUGGUUGUGCUCUCGGAAGCUACCCGUUUAUCAAACCAGGAAGCAUUUACAGGGGAUUAGAGGAUCACCCUCAUCGUCUAACUUUUGUCAGGAAGACAUUUUCUUGUCCUAAUUGCCACAAAUGUGGCAAGUCUUGUCGAGAUUUGUCUCUUGAAUGUGCAGAUUCUGCCUGUGAUUAUGUUGUCCAUUGGGAUUGUGCGAAGCCUGAUUAUCUUACGAGCAGAAAAAUUCCACUUGAUACGACUGAAAUAGACGAAAUCGUCGAGGAAGAAAGAGCCCCGGUGAAAUCAUCGGAGGAGGAGGAGGAAGAAGACGACGAUGAUAAUGAUCAUCAUACAUUAAUAAUGGGUUCAUUUCUAGACUCACGCAAGUAG